Messenger RNA from Ceraceosorus bombacis, 3505 nucleotides. NCBI's taxonomy places the organism in Eukaryota, Fungi, Basidiomycota, Exobasidiomycetes, Ceraceosorales, Ceraceosoraceae. The record is from the annotation of a GenBank genome assembly.
AUGAGCACGCAUUCAUCGGGUCCAUACAGCUACGCCCAGUCGCCAAGUCCACCCGAGACGGAUUUGGAUGCCCUUUCUCUCGAUUCAGAGUGGUUGAAUGCCCUGCCUUUCCAUCCCAUCUUUAGUUGGGCAGGCACUGGCACUUCAACCAAGCAGACCGCAUGCACGCCAAAGUCCAACGUGGUCAUCAGUGGCUCGACGCUGUACGUGGCGCAAGGAAGACAAUUACGGCAGAUCAGCCUGAUCAGCGCCAAGCAUGCCGCGCUAGAGGGGCUUAGAGGUGGCUUGAGCUUGCAGAGCGUGCUAGCCACAGAGACGUACACCCUGCUCGCCCCGCAAUGGAGACAGGAUCGAUAUGCUCAACCUUUCGCUCGCCCACGAUCCACCACUCCAAGGCCAAGCGCGAUCGAUGCGGACAGUCAAGAGGUCGACUUUGAUUUCGAGAUUCAGUCGCUGGUCGUAAAUCCGACUGGCAGACUGAUCGCAGUGGUGGGCACGCACAGGCUCGUGGUGCUCGUUCUACCUCGAAGCGCUCAAUCCGGCCACUCGAGCGCCAAUGGUCAGCAAAUCAAGAGCUUGAACUGCUUGGCGGACAGAGUUGGAGAGUGGUAUCACGACGAACGAGCUUCGAAUGGCGCAGACAGUGACAAUGCUAUUUGUCAGGUCAAAUGGCACCCGUGGAGCGUCGAUGGUCUGGCCAUGCUGGUGUGCACCAGGGAUGGAAUGCUGCGGUGAGUGCUUGCAGGGUAAGCUGGAGGUCUUCAGCGUGGCCAGAGGCAUAUGUAUUCCAGCUGACUGUGGAUCACACGCACACACCCAGGGAGUACAACGCUGCGACUCCCGGCGAUCCUGUUCAAGUCGUUUCGCUGCUGCCCUCAGCUAGUGCCAACCCAGCUCCUCACGCAGACGCAUACCGACGCUCAACACGCAGUCCAUCCUACGGCUUUGCUCACCCAGCGCCCUCGAGCGCACAGCUCAGUUCCAAUAGACGCACCUCGGCCUCUUUCUCCGACGUCGCAGAGGGCAGAAGCUCAAAAAGGUGUGCAAGCUUUGCGCUUGGCGUUCGAGAGACGGAAGAGCAGGCAGGUGUUGAUACCGGAGCCAGGCAGCCAGGCUUGGGAGAGGAUGAGGGUGCACAGCCUACACAGCAGGAAAAGGAUAGCAACUUCUUGUCUCAAGGCUGGGAAGCGCUGACCGUCUGGUCUGUGGCUGAAAAUGGCGAUUUUUACGCGCUGUGUCCCUAUUUGCCGUUCAAUGCGUGAGUGUCCUUUUGAAAACUUGAAUGCUGAGCGUUUUUCUCACCAGCUCGUCCGAUAAAUCACCCUCCUCAGAAACAUACCUCUUCCACUUCUGCUUACCCUGAGCGCGAUGUCUCAAUCACUCUCGCCUAAUGAUCCCAUGCGCUCGCAAGCCCUGCGGUACGUUUCAGCGCUUCAACGCCAAGCGCAGUCCCAGCUAGAAAGUCCAACUCGGUCUAGGAAGGACGAGGACACCGCUGCGAGUGAGGCAAGUGUGCGCGUUCAGCCGCCUCCGCGCCAGAGCGGAAGCAACAUCACCUUGCAGGGACCCUGUCUACUCUCGAGCUCCCCGCACGAGCUGUCGGACGUCAGGGAGGCGCUCGUGACAGACCUUCUCUUGCUGCACCCUUCUCCGCUGGAAGACUCCUCCCCCUCUCCCGCUAGCCUCGACGGUGCAAAAUUUGAAGUAGCCGUGGUUGCGAGUGAUGAUGGUCGCUUGGACUUGGCAAUUUUGCCCAGGCUCAGUCCUUCUUGGGGCAAGAACAUCAAGACUGCUUCUUCAAAACGGGUCCAGAGAGGCAAGGCGCAGUCCUCGAACAGAUAUGGCUUUGUGAGUACACGUGCCUCAGGUGACAAUCUCGCUGGUGUGCUCAUUUGCCCGUCGUCUACAGCACGACAGCUCGGACGAAGAUGAAGAUGAUUUCGAUCAAUCUACGUCGCCUUCCAUUUUGCUUUACGAGACAAUCUCUUUAGGCGUUCAAGAAAGCGUCGUGGCCCGUCUUUCUCCUGAGAAAAGAGAAGAUUUAUCCGCCUUGGAGGCCGCGUUCUCUUCCCAGAGGACGACUUUGGUUCAAGACGCUCUGUAUGAUGACACGUUCUAUGCAUAUCACUCGCUCGGCGUGCACGCCAUCUGUGUUGGAGAAUGGGCUCGAAGCAUCUCCACCGCACUCGCAAAGGAAGCGGACUCGGAAGGUGCACCAGGAUCCGGAGCGCCUCUUGAUCAAGUUAUCAGAGAAGCUCCGCCUUCGACUGUCAGGUGGGCUGUCAAGACAUCCGCAGCUCUGCUCCCGUCACAGGACACGCCUGCCCACCCAUUGUCGGGACUCUGCAUCAUGACGGAUGUCUACCUUUCCUACGCUCUAAUCGCUUUAUCGCCCGGGCAGUCUGGAGGUGUGGCAGCGCUUGAGCUCAGCAUGCGAGUACCUGGACAACCCGAGCCAAGCAAUGGCGAUUCGACCAUCGAUCGCUCAAAGAGAGUGAGCGGCAAGCCCGCAGAAAAUGCGACCGCAAGCUCGGCGUACAUCUCUUUGCUGGGCGAAGGCUUCUCGCUACCUGCCAUUUUUAAAGACAUGCUGGGACUCGGACCCGGCAAUACGUCCAACGUCACCACUUCAAAGAUCAUCUAUUCUCCGUCUGUGGGCAGAGGCAAGGAAAUUGACAUGACGGCCGAGACGCUCAGAGCAUUGGGUCAAUCUGCUCAAUCGCUCAGGAUCAAAUUCAGGGCCGUCACCAGUGCUGUACAGGCGGUCCAAGCGCGGCUAGAUUUGCAGCUAAGAGAGCUGGAGCGUCAACUGAAUAAGAUUGAAGGGGUAAAGCAGAAAGUCGGUUUGCAGCAGCAGCAGCACAGAGGUGCGGACUCGACCGAAAAUGUGAAUGAAAGGAUAGAAAGAGUGGCCAAGAGGCAAAAGGAGCUGGUGAAGAGGACAGACCGGCUGCUUCAGGAUUUGAUGGACAAACAUCAGCCUGUGCUCAGCAUCUAUGAAGCGAAGUGGUUCGAGGAGCUUAAACAGCUAAAGAGCGUCGUCGGGCUCAAGAGGGAGGUCGAUGACGGUGAGCACGGCCAAAGAGGCGCGAUUGGCACAGAUCUUUCGGCCCAGGUCGAGAAGGUGAGUGCUGCAAGAGAUGGGGGUUCCCGUGAUUCGCGCCCUCAUCGAUUGCAUACAUGCGCUUCUGCUCUCAGCUCUCGUAUCAGCUUUCCACUUUGCGACCUCAGCUGCGCACUUUGGAACUUUCACAACGCUCGACGAUCGCGCGAGCAGGGCAGCCUGGAGGCAGACAGCUCGCAAAUGUGCAGUCCGCCUUGACGAAGGAGUGAGUUGCGACGAGUCACGGUGUGUGGGCAUGUGGCGCUGAAUUGUGACCUCUCUGCUCUGCUCGAUCACAUCCCUAGAGCUGCCUUGUUGGUCGAGGCGAGGGAGAAGAUCAAAUCUCUAUCGGGACGCAUGGCGCGCGAAACGAGAGAAGCGCGGGCGACGAGACGUGCGUGA